Molecule: messenger RNA, 2459 nt
Organism: Hypanus sabinus (Atlantic stingray)
Lineage: Eukaryota; Metazoa; Chordata; Chondrichthyes; Myliobatiformes; Dasyatidae
Gene: trap1
Product: TNF receptor-associated protein 1
Exons: 18
Coding region: 65-2191 (708 amino acids)
Biological process (GO): protein folding
Cellular component (GO): mitochondrial inner membrane
Molecular function (GO): protein kinase binding; ATP-dependent protein folding chaperone; ATP binding
Source: RefSeq, a predicted model, not a curated record
CAGCCCUAGUGGGACCGAGGCCGCCGCCUACCAGGAAGGUCCUGAAUGUCAGUAACGCGACAGCAUGGCGCAGAGCAGGUUGACCCGUGCGGCUCUGGCGGCGGUUCGGCGGGUGGCCCGGGUCCGGACCCCGGGGCCUUGGGGCAGCGGCACCGCCGGGAAGGAGACUUGGGAGCUGCAGGCUACAGCUUUUCUGGGGCACCAUUGGAGAUGUGUCCCCACCACCCGAUGCCAGUCCUGGCGCCUGUACAGCACGCAGUCAGCGCACACUCAGGAGGGAGAGGCCCUGCAUAGCAUCAUUACCGACUCCGAGAAUGUGGAAGGAUCUUUUUCCAAGUAUGAAUUUCAGGCCGAGACAAAGAAGCUUCUGGAUAUAGUGGCCCGCUCCCUGUACUCUGAGAAGGAGGUAUUCAUUCGAGAGCUGAUAUCAAAUGGGAGCGAUGCCCUUGAGAAGCUUCGUCACAGAAUGCUGAGCAGUACACGGGAGCAGGGUCCUCUGGAGAUUCACCUGCAGACUAACACCGAGAAGGGAACUCUAACCAUUCAGGACACGGGCAUCGGGAUGAGCAGGGACGAACUCGUUCAGAAUCUGGGAACUAUCGCACACUCUGGGUCAAAGGUUUUCCUCGAUACCCUGAGGGACCAGGCGGAAAGCAAGUCUGGCAUCAUCGGCCAGUUCGGGGUCGGCUUCUACUCGGCGUUCAUGGUGGCCGAUAAGGUGGAGGUGUUCACGCGCUCGGCGCAGGAGGACGGCCCUGCGUACAGAUGGACCUCGGACGGCUCUGGGAUGUUUGAGGUGGCGGAAGCCUCGGGGGUGAAACCAGGGACCAAAAUCGUCCUGCACCUGAAGGAUGGCUGCAAGGAAUUUGCGAAUGAAGAUCAGGUUAAAGAGGUGGUGAACAAGUACAGUAACUUUGUCAGCUUUCCGAUCUACCUGAAUGGGCGACGGCUGAACACUCUGCAGGCUCUCUGGAUGAUGGACCCCAAGGAUAUCAGCGAGUGGCAGCAUGAGGAAUUCUACCGCUAUGUUGCAAAGGCAUAUGACAAACCGCGCUACGUUCUGCAUUACCGGACGGACGCCCCCCUCAACAUUCGUAGCAUCUUCUACGUGCCGGACAUGAAGCCGAGCAUGUUUGAUGUGAGCAGGGAGAUGGGCUCCAGUGUGUCACUCUACAGUCGGAAGGUGCUGAUCCAGACCAAAGCCAGCGACAUCCUCCCCAAGUGGCUGCGCUUCCUUCGCGGCGUUGUUGACAGUGAGGACAUCCCCCUGAACCUCAGCAGAGAGCUGCUUCAGGAGAGCUCGCUCAUCAGGAAGCUCCGAGAUGUUCUGCAGCAGCGAAUCAUCAAGUUUUUUCUGGACCAGGGGAAGAAGGAGCCAGAGAAAUUCCUCAAGUUCUACGAGGAUUACGGCUUGUUCAUCCGCGAGGGGAUAGUGACGUCAGCUGAACAGGAUGUGAAGGAGGAUAUCGGAAAACUGCUGCGAUUCGAGUCGUCGGCGCUGCCGGCCGGUCAGGUGACCAGUCUGGCAGAAUACGGCAGUCGGAUGAAGGCGGGCAGCCGGAAUAUUUAUUACCUCUCUGCACCGACGCGGGAGCUCGCCGAACACUCGCCGUACUUCGAGGCUAUGAAGAAGAAGGAAAUGGAGGUCCUGUUCUGCUACGACCAGUUUGACGAGCUGACUCUGCUGCACCUGCGCGAGUUCGACAGGAAGAAGCUGAUCUCAGUGGAGACCGACAUCGUGGUGGAUCACUACAAGGAGGAGAAGUAUGAGGACAGCAAGGCCGCGGCUGAGCGUCUGUCGGACACUGACGUUGAAGGGCUCGUGGCUUGGAUGAAGAAUGGGCUGGGAGAGCGGGUGGCAAACAUCAAGCUAACGCCGCGCCUGGACACACACCCAGCAAUGGUCACCGUGCUGGAGAUGGGGGCCGCUCGUCAUUUCCUGCGCACUCAGCAGCUUGCCAAGUCCAGCGAGGAGCGGGCACAGAUCCUGCAGCCCACCCUGGAGAUCAACGGCAGUCACAUCCUGAUUAAGAAGCUGAACGAACUGCGGGACCGAGACCCUGAGCUGGCACGCCUGCUGCUUGACCAGAUCUACGAUAAUGCUAUGAUCACUGCCGGGCUGAACGACGACCCCCGGCCUAUGAUCACACGGCUCAACGAGUUGCUGAGCAGGGCCCUGGAUCACAGCUAGGGCUGGGGCAGGGAGAGUGCGUGGUGGCAGGGCUUCGAAACGGAGGCCAUCUGCAGAGGAACCAGAGGUGGAGACCGAUCUGGGAGAGAAUCUGCAGAGCAGAAAGGUGGUGAAUUUGGUUCUAGUACUGAGCUUGAAUGGGCUGAAUGGCCUAUUCUGUAACCAUUCUGUGUGUGUGUGCCUGUUUCCAGACAGGAGCAGGAGAAAUCAUGAGAAUGAGAUAUUCAGUGAGAAGGCAUGGUUUAAAAAUAAAUGGUGCUGGCUGGAG